AUGUCAUCUAUUUUUAUCAGCAUGCCACUUUCUUCUGAAGAAGUUCAGCUUCAAACACUGGACACCAAAGAAAAAGGUAUUCCCAUUUCCUCUUCUCAAUCGGAAACUGCUACCUCUAUCCAUCCACAGCCAUCAAAUUGGUACCCUCAACCAAUGCCAGAAGGCCAUGAACCCCAAGAAGCAAACAACCAAUCUGGCAUCAAAGCGUUCAAGGUCAAGAGGUUUGACUCUUUCAAAACAUGGUCUGGGAGACUUGAAAGAAAGCUAUUAUUUCUACGACGAAAGCGACCGAGAAAAACUUCAGAAGAUGGUAGCAACAUCUCCAGGAACCCUGAUUGCCCUUUACCUGUUGAUCGGUAUUUCGGUGCAUUGGAAGGUCCAGAGUUAGAAACUCUCAGGGCUUCAGAAGAGACAGUGCUUCCUCAGGACAUGCAAUGGCCAUUUCUUCUUAGGAUCCCAAUUGCCUCUUUUGGCAUUUGCCUAGGUGUAGGUAGCCAAGCAAUUCUUUGGAAAGUAAUAGCCACAUCUACUUCCACUAAAUAUCUUCACAUAAGCCUCAAAGUUAACUUAGUCUUCUGGAUCAUAUCCAUUGCUCUUCUUGCCACACUUUUCACCAUCUAUCUUCUCAAAAUCAUUCUCUACUUUGAAGCAGUUCGUCGUGAGUACUACCAUCCAAUCCGUGUUAACUUCUUCUUUGCACCGUGGAUAUCUCUCUUGUUCUUGGCUAUUGGAGUUCCCCCAUCAGUUGCCAAAGAAUUGCCCCAUGCUCUCUGGUACAUUCUAAUGACACCAAUAUUCUGCCUUGAACUUAAGAUCUAUGGACAAUGGAUGUCCGGGUGCCAAAGGAGGCUCUCAAAGGUUGCCAAUCCGACAAACCAUUUAUCAAUUGUUGGAAAUUUUGUGGGGGCCUUACUUGGGGCUUCUAUGGGCCUAACAGAAGGGCCCAUUUUCUUCUAUGCUGUUGGGCUGGCCCACUACAUAGUCCUCUUUGUGACUCUCUAUCAGAGACUCCCAACAAAUGAGACCCUCCCAAAAGAGCUUUCUUUUUGCUAUCCGGAUAAACUUUUUCAGAGGAUUCACGUAGAUUCUCGCUUGCAUGUUUCAAAGACAAUAUUUGGUUUUCUUACUCUCAUCUCCACGCUCAUAGUAACGGCACUGCUUGUGUCAACUAUAUUGCAUGCCUUUGUCUAUAAAGACCUCUUCCCCAAUGACCUUGCCAUUGCCAUAAGUUCUAGAAAGAGAAGGCCACAAAAGAAGUGGCUAGCUCUUAACGGGAGCCAUGGUCAUUCCAGAGAGAUCGAAAAUUACUUGAAGUUUGCGAACUCUGAUAAAAUUGAUUUAGAAGCUUCUACCCCAAUACCCAAUGGCACAGAAGAUUCACCAUCUAGUUGA
Messenger RNA from Sphenostylis stenocarpa, 1392 nucleotides. The record is from the annotation of a GenBank genome assembly. NCBI's taxonomy places the organism in Eukaryota, Viridiplantae, Streptophyta, Magnoliopsida, Fabales, Fabaceae.